Aspergillus ibericus CBS 121593 is the source of this 1518-nucleotide messenger RNA. RefSeq names its product cytochrome c oxidase assembly protein cox15 (gene cox15). The record is from RefSeq and is a predicted model, not a curated record. Bases 1 to 1518 code for a protein of 505 amino acids. Gene Ontology annotation, molecular function: oxidoreductase activity, acting on NAD(P)H, heme protein as acceptor. Lineage: Eukaryota; Fungi; Ascomycota; Eurotiomycetes; Eurotiales; Aspergillaceae. Gene Ontology annotation, cellular component: mitochondrial inner membrane. The transcript has 2 exons. Gene Ontology annotation, biological process: heme A biosynthetic process.
AUGGCAUCUCUGGGGCCUUCCAUGCCCUUAAUCCGGAGUUUUGCUCCUCGGCUAUCGCGGGAGCUCUUCACCUGCCGCCAAUGUUUGAUCCGGACCCAGAACCACGCCGCUAAGUCCGCCUUCCGCAGGCAAUUCUCCGCCCUUCCCAUCACCCAGAACGCCAACGGUAGAGCCAAUGCUGCCCUGCAGGCGAGGGCUAGAAAGCUCUUUGCGUCUAGCUUAAGAAGGACUGUUUCAGGAUCAGCGGCACCAGAGGCAAUUGCUGCCCAGGAAGGAGCCGCAAAGGCCAAAUCUAACUUCCCGGAUGUGAGCGACAAGAAAGUGGCUUACUGGCUGCUGGCCAGCGCGGCCAGUGUGUUUGGUAUCGUGGUUUUUGGCGGCCUGACCAGAUUGACUGAGUCAGGUCUGAGUAUCACCGAAUGGCGCCCCGUCACCGGAUCCCUCCCCCCAAUGAACGCCGAAGACUGGGAAUCGGAGUUCUCGAAGUACCGUGCCUCUCCCGAAUUCCAGCUGCUGAACCCGCAUAUGACUCUCUCCGAAUUCAAGUCGAUCUACUACAUGGAAUGGAUUCACCGUCUCUGGGGCCGCUUCGUCGGCUUGUCGUUCGUUCUCCCGGCCGCAUACUUCGUCGCAGCAAAGAAGGUUAGCAAGCCGAUGACUCUGCGUCUCGCGGGCAUUGCAGGUUUGAUUGGAUUCCAAGGUUUCAUUGGCUGGUGGAUGGUCAAGUCUGGCUUGAAGGACGACCUCUUCGCCCCUGGUAGUCACCCCCGUGUGAGUCAGUACCGUCUCACGGCGCAUCUGGGCGCUGCCUUCGUCUGCUAUACUGCCAUGCUCUGGAACGGUCUUGCCAUUCUGCGCUCCCACCGCCUUCUCGCCGACCCGGAAGCCGGAAUUAAGCUUCUGGACUCGCUCCGUGACCCCAAGCUCAAGAUCUUCCGUCGCUCCGUCGCGGGAUUGGCUGCUUUGGUUUUUGUGACUGCCAUGUCGGGUGCCCUGGUUGCCGGCUUGGACGCUGGUCUCAUCUAUAACGAGUUUCCCUUCAUGGGAAAUGGUCUGGCACCUCCCAAGUCGGAACUGUUCGAUGAGCGCUACUCCCGCCACGAGGAUCGAUCGGAUCUGUGGUGGAGAAACAUGCUGGAAAACCCUUCCCUGGUGCAACUGGAUCACCGUGCUCUGGCGAUGACGACCUUUACGAGUAUCAUGGCUCUUAUGGCUUACACACGCGGAUCUCCCACAAUGAGACGUUUCUUGCCCCGGGCUGCGAAGAAGGGCGUCCACGGAGUGGUUGCUUUCGCCUGCGUACAGGUUGGUUUGGGCAUUUCGACUCUACUUUACCUGGUUCCCACGCCUCUUGCCUCUGCCCACCAGGCGGGCAGUCUCUUCCUCCUCACCUGGGUGCUUGUCCUGGGAAGCCGUGUCUGGCACCCGUCUAGGACAGCCAAGCUGCUUCAGAUGGCGGCCAAGGCUCGUGAACAAGCUGUUUCCGGUGCAGCUGCCCACGCUCCCCGGAGGCUGUAA